UCAUAUGUGGGAUAAGUUGUGUUACAGACAGCUGACGGAGAUGUAUUUCUGUAACGUAACAUAUUUUGUAUAUUUCUGAGUUGGGAAUGGUCAACAGCGAGAACCAUACUCUGGGAUAUUAUAAUUGGUAUAUUGUUUAAAGAGUGUUUCUGAUCAGAGUGACAUAUUCGAGGAACAGUUUAAACCCAUAUAUCGUUUAAGUGCUUCUAUAUCUUAAAUUAUGGGAUUCGUUAGGAAAAAGAAGGAGAAAAAGGACCCCAACCGACCGAGGUAUGGUUUAAUAAUCAGGAACUUCUCCUCGUCAGAAGGAAGUGAUGAAAGUGCAGACGAUUGUACCGAAGAUGUCGAGACAAAUACACCUCAGAAAGAACCAGACGUUAAAGAUCAAAGUUCUGACCAUUCUCUUAAAGACCAAAACCAAGGUCAAACUCACAGGGUUGAAGUUCAAGGUCACGCUCACAAUGGUCACAGUCAUAGCCACGGAGAUGGAGAGGGCUGCCCAAUUCAUGAUCAUGACUUUGAGUAUUUCCAGAAAAAGCUGAAAGAAAACAAACAAAACCAGCGCAACAAAAAGACGAAAAGUUUCCAGAGUUGGAAGAAUAAAGUUAAGGAAAAUGAAAAACCUUGUAGUAAAGAAGAAUAUUCCAUAGCAAAGCAUUUGCGUUUCAACUGUCAAAGUCGGGAUGCCAAGUUUAUCCCUAUGGGAACCGUUGUCAAGACAUUUGUUGCAUCAGAUGCAAUUGAUUUGCUGCUGAAAUCGAAAUGGGCCAAGCCAAGUAAGAGUGAUAUUUUGUUGUCCGACAGAAAAUCUUGUGAGAAGUUCUGUGAGAGGUUACUACAGAAGGGACUGUUUCACCGGGCAUUAAAGUUAGAGAGACGGAAAGACAAAGUCCUUGACAAAAAGAAGAAAAAGAAGAAGGCAGAAGAGGUGGAAAAUGAGGAAGAAAAGGAUAAAAAGACCACAAAAAAAAAGAGUAAGAAAGACAAGGCAAUAGAAGAGAAAGAAACAGAUGAAAAGGAGGAAGACAAAAGUGAGGACAAAAGCAAACAAGAAGACAAGAAGGAUGAAGAAAAGAAAAAGGAUGAUGAAAAGAAGAAGAAAGAACGAAAACUGAAAGUUGACAUGCACGAUGAUCAGAUCUUUCUCGAUGGAAGUGAUGUAUACGUGUGGAUCUACGACCCUGUUCCAGCAAAGACUUUUGUUAUAGGCCUGUUAAUGGUGGUGGGCGCAGCAGCUCUGUGUGUGUUCCCCCUGUGGCCAGAUGAGUUGAGAGUAGGCGUAUACUACUGCAGUUUAGCUGGGGCCAGUUUCGUCGGGUUCAUCUUGUUCCUUGUUCUAGUUCGAUUCCUACUUUUUUGUGUCAUUUGGACUGUGACUGUUGGAAAAAUUCAUUUUUGGUUUUUACCGAAUCUGACAGAAGACGUUGGAUUUUUCGAUUCAUUCAAACCUUUGUAUAAGUGUGACAUUUACAAUGGGAAGGAAGAAGAAGAUGAUAUCAAGAAGAAAAAGAAAGAUAAAAAACAGGAUAAGGAAAAGGAGGUCAUGGAAAAACAGGAAGCACAAGAGCAGGGCUUUGAAUUGGUGCAGAAGGAAGAUGUAGAGGAAAACAUAGAUGAAAGUGAGAAGAAAAUAUCAGAAGAUGAGAAGGAAGUUGAUGAAGAUGAAGAAAUAAAUGAGGAUGAAGAAGAGGAUAUAGAUGAAGAAGAAGAUGUCGAUGAACAUGAAUAUGAAAGUAAAAAAGAAAAGUGAUUUUCCUUUUACAAGCAAAAUAUUUGGAACUUGGACAAAUUCUGUUUUUAAACAUUUUAGAAUUCAGUAAUAGUACUGAUAGCACAGUAUUUUACCUGCCAUAAGCAAAGGUGACUACUCAUGUGAUGGUGGCAUACAAGAGGAGCUAUUGUCUGAACAGGAUAGCUUAGAUAAUGUGUUUUUUUAUCACUCACGAAUUAUUUUAUCAGUUUGAUAACAAAUAUACAAAACACCUUAUUUCAUUAACCUCUAAACAUUUGGAAUAGGAAUUUUAAUACACAUUUUUAAUAAAGUUGUUUUCAAUCUGGAUUUACCACUGUAAAAAGAGUAAACUCCUGUAUUUUAUUUUCAUUUUGUGCAUAGUUGAUUUUCAAUAGAAUAUACAUGAAUGAACUUAAAAUUACAAACAUUUUUUGUUUUACUAAAUAUGGCAUAUUUCCAAAUUUUCUCUAACUCUUUUUAAAGUGUGUAUUCAGGCUAUAUUUCAGUGUGAAAUAUCUAUUUAGCGUUUUGUAUUUCUGAAACACAAAUAUGUUUUUCUAUAUUUUUCUAAUGAAUUUUACUGCCAUUUUGGAAGAUGAUUUAAUUAUAAGGUAUGUACAAUAAGUUUGUAUUAAAGUAUUUGUGAGUUAUCCCUCAAAAAAAUAUGUUAACUGAGUUAUCCUGCUCAGAAUUAGGUGAAUGUGAUCCUUUAAACAAAAGGUAUGGGCCUUUUGUUUAGAUCUGAUAGAGUUGUCUUUCUCAGACAAGUUGAAUAUGUUUUAUUAUAACACAUUAUAGCAGUAGUCAGCUGAUACGAGGAGUAGUCAGUGGUCAGCUGAUACGAGGAGUAGUCAGUGGUCAGCUGAUAUGGGGAGUAGUCAGUGGUCAGCUGAUGCUGGGAUUGGUCAGUUCUGAUGCCAUAUUUACAGUAUACAAUAUUGAAUAAACAUAUGGACACUGACAUUUAUGUAUAAUGAAAGAUUUGUCAAAAGCUGAGGUACACUGUUUUGUAUUGACAUUUAGCAGUAAUCACAACCUGAAACAUAGAUAAGAAUUUCGUAACUUUGAUACUGAUAUGAGGCAACUUUUAUUUCUAGAUGUUCAGGGACCUAUACAUUUUCUGUGAUGAUUUCUGUUUCUUUAAAAUUUUAAUCUGAGAAAGAAAAUCUCUUGGAUUUUAUUUUGUUGGAAAUUGAAGAGUCUUAAUCAAAUAUUUUCUGUAUAGAUGGAAUCUUAUUACAUUUCAAAUGAGGUAUUCCACACAAGUGCUCUACGAUAGGAUUGGCUAAAUCUCUCGGUGCACAACAUUGCUAGUGUGAAUGUACAGUGAAUAUAUGAACAUUUUAACUUACUCAAGGUCUGUCAUAGAAGCUUGUAUGAUCUGUAUCAAUUUAAUGUUACAAUUUAUCAGAAUAAUCUGGUAUUCCUCACUUGUAUGAUCAUUGCCUCAUCUGUGUACCAAAUCAUUAGUCAAAUUACAUUAUCAAAAUGAUUUUGAAAUUGAAAAAGCUCUUUGAUACAUAAAAAGCUGCAGAAUUUUAAACCAGAGGCAGAGAUAAAAUUGGUACACCAGUCAUGACAUAAGUAUCCCAGAUGAAAAUAGUUUCUCCAACAGAACAUCUGGUAAUCCUGGCACACAACAAUACUGUUUAAUUCUAGUCUUGUGUAUUUGUACAUUGCAAAUUUGUCAGUCUGCAUUUUUACCUCCUGCCAAACUUGUUUUUUUUGCAAGAUUGUUUAUAUUCUUGAAUACUGUAGUAGAGCGCUGCCCAUACAUACAUAGUCCAGUUAUAGAUGUAAUGUAGUAAAAUGUCUGUACUUUGUAAAGAAGGAUGGACAGUUGGUAAAUGUUACAUGUUACAUUAAUCAUUGUACCUGUGAAUUGUGUGAGAUUAUUCACACAUGUUUUAUUGAUGAACAAAGAUGAGACGGCAAUACAGUAAAGCUGUAUAAUUUGUUAAAGUUAUCUCCCUUCUUUAAAGUUAUCUCCCUUCUUACAAUGGGAUUGGUGUUCAGUUGUCUUCUGAGUGUUCAAUAUUAACAACUUUUGAAUAUGUCAUGAAUUAAGUUGCCAAAUCAAGGUUGUAACUCAUGAAGGACAUGUUAUAUAUUUCUUGCCGAACUCUUCUGAUGGGAUUUUGAUGUCACAGUAAGAUAUGAUAUAGCCUUAAGUGUCGGUAUGUGUUCAUUCAAACACGUCUCUAAAUAUUGAUAAAAGUUGCUCUUCGAGGACAUUUUUGUUGUUAAUUUUGCUAUACAUCUUUAUUGUUAGUUAAAAUCAGUUUUUACUGCUGUUGUAUUGGUGGAGGAGAGUGGAGCAUCACUGAUUAAUAGAUAUACAUUUGACUCACCAUUAAGAUAAGCUGGGAUUUAUUGAGAUAGAGUGAUUGACUUUUUAUCUGCAGUGCUGACAAACUGGGAAAUAGUCAGGAUUUCAAAAGGACAUUGUAAUAUUUAAAAAUACACCUGUAGCCUCUGUCAUUUUUGAGUAGUGUCAGAAUAUAGUCUCAUCUGGAGUACAGUUGAAAAUGGCCGAAUUUUGUAUCAGAAGAUUUAAAAAAAUGACCAUAUGGGGCCAGAAUGAGGUGAUUUGUGCCAGUAACACUGUCUCUAUGCUGUUAGGUGUCAUUUUGUUAUAUUGUCUUGUAGCAAGGAAAAAAAAGGUGUCAUUUUUGUUAUAUUGUCUUGUAUCACAGGGAAAAAAAUGGUUCACUGAAAAUUCUAACAGGUUACGCAAUUGAAUAAACAACUGUUGUAGAAAUAUUUGUAUUGUAUCAUGUUAUAUUUUUUUCUAUUCAAUAAAAUCCUGCCAUUACUCUAAAUGCUCCUUGAGAGCAGAUAAGGACUUUCAUGCACUUACUUCAGUCAAAGAACAGAAGUGUAUCGGACAAGAACUGAAUUCGGCCCCCAAUUAUUGUAGCAAACAAUUUUGAGAGAAAGAAUUCAUAAAAACAUUUUAAAAGGCAAGUUAUAUGUUAAGAUAUUAUUACACAACAUGACAUUUCAACUUUUGGAUGAGUGUAAGUGAAAAAAAGUUUAAAAGUUUAAAAAUUGAUUUGUCUGAUCAAAUGCAUAUGUGUAUUUUUUGUACAUAUCUGUAUGCAUUCACAUGUCUACAAGUGUGUGUGUGUGUGUGGGGGGGGGGGUUACCAAAAAAACUUCUUAAUUCAACUGUCUGAGAAAAUGCACGUCUAUAACAUCAUUGCAUUAUAUUUCUUAUUUUUUCCAAUGCUUAUGAUAUGUAUAAAAUAAAAAUAAAACAGUACCUGGGGAAUAUAAUUAGGGCUGCAACGAUAUAUCAUGUGACAUUAUAUCGUGAUAUUUUGAAUAAGUUCAAUACAGAUUAAGUUUUGGAGGUUACGAUACACCUAUGAUAUUUUCAAGAUUUUGUUGUUUCAGAAUUAAAUCCACUUACAUAGGUUCAAACAUGGCAAGUGAAAGCUCCCACUCGCUGCAUGCAGGUCGAAAGACGUGAAUUGUGUGAAAUUUCCAUUUUGGACCAAGUCUGUUUCCAUGGAGUUGUAAUAUUGCCAUUAAAAUUUUGCAACAUA
This is a messenger RNA of Mizuhopecten yessoensis (Yesso scallop), 5283 nucleotides long. Its product is annotated as translocation protein SEC62-like. The record is from RefSeq and is a predicted model, not a curated record. The coding region runs from base 221 to 1750 and encodes 509 amino acids. Gene Ontology annotation, cellular component: endoplasmic reticulum membrane; endoplasmic reticulum. The transcript has 9 exons. Gene Ontology annotation, biological process: post-translational protein targeting to membrane, translocation. Lineage: Eukaryota; Metazoa; Mollusca; Bivalvia; Pectinida; Pectinidae.